AUGUCGCUGCUGAAGCCGCCCACCGCCAUGCCACACCCACAUCCGCCCCAGCCGCCGCUCACGCAACGCACCUUCCUGACCUGCGACACCAUGAUGGAGGCGGACAUGGACUCCGAUUCGGAGCAGGAGCGAACCCAUCUCGACGACGAGGAUGCCGCCAUCGAUGUGGAGGCGGAUGAGGAGCAGGAAUCCGCAUCGCCAGUCCGCUCGGCCACGCCCCCGAAGGGCAGCCUUUGCCUGGAAAGCAAGGAGCAUGCUGGCCAGCACAAGGAGGUCACCGCUGCCGCCGUGGACAAGUCGGCGAACCAAAAGGCCUACUGAGCCAGAUCCAACCAAGUGGCUGCACGGAGAAAAAAUUGCCGUACCUUUGUGUAGUACAUUUUGGAAAUAAGAGUGGAAAUCUGGAAAGAACAUGAUCCAUUUGGCAAUAAUUUGAUGGUUAUAAUAUGUAAACAUUCCAAGAACAUGGCAUUCCGUGCAAGACCACAUCAAUGGGUUUCAAGUUUUUAAAAUAGUUUGUUCCUAGAAAACCCCCUGUAAAUACCCACAACUCAAGCUCCUUGUAAAUUUAAAUGUCUCUUGCUCAAUAAGUUUAGGCUUUAGAAAACCCCACGCCAUGUACAUACACAUAGAUAACAAGUGGAUAGUGUGGGUGGUUGCAUCACUUUUCGUAUCGUUUUUGUUUGGCUUUUGAAUCUUUAAAUUGCUGGUCAAGUGUAAGUUAAGUUCGAUAUGCUAAGCCGAGCUCCCCGAGGACCAAGGCAAUCGAUGUUAGUUUAGUGCUUACGAUAAGUCGUAAGAUGUGUGUCAAGCAAUUACCAAAUAAUUAGUUAAAUUAUUUAUACUUUUAAUCGAAUGUUGACAUAAUCCAAACUUCAACUUAAAACCAAACCAAACUCAUAAACGUACACAUACACACACUUUCACAGACAUGAAAUGCUUA
Molecule: messenger RNA, 943 nt
Organism: Drosophila elegans
Lineage: Eukaryota; Metazoa; Arthropoda; Insecta; Diptera; Drosophilidae
Exons: 1
Coding region: 1-321 (106 amino acids)
Source: RefSeq, a predicted model, not a curated record